This is a messenger RNA of Staurois parvus, 777 nucleotides long. The record is from the annotation of a GenBank genome assembly. Lineage: Eukaryota; Metazoa; Chordata; Amphibia; Anura; Ranidae.
AGAUGGCAGGAGAGCAGGCUGAGAAGAAGGUCAGGAGGCAUCACGCCAGCCGCAAUCCAGUGCUGGCCCGUGAAUUGGGAAAUAUUCCCGAUCUGCUAUGUUUGCAAGGAAAGCCUUGUACAAGCGCAAGUAUAAGGCUCCAGCGACCAAGAUUGAAAAGAAAAAAGAGAAGCCUCCAGCUACCGUAACAAAGACAGUUGGUGGUGAUAAGAAUGGUGCAACCGUGUGGUCAAGUUGCGCAAAAUGCCACGUUAUUAUCCCACUGAAGAUGUUCCACGCAAACUGUUAAGCCAUGGAAAGAAACCAUUCAGCCAGCACAAGCGCAAUCUGCGUUCCAGCAUAACUCCUGGGACUGUGCUAAUUCUCCUUAAUGGCCGUCACAGGGGCAAGCGUGUUGUCUUCCUGAAACAGCUUCAGACUGGUCUGCUCUUGGUCACAGGUCCUCUUGUCAUCAACAGAGUUCCCCUGAGGAGAGCACAUCAGAGAUUUGUCAUUGCCACCUCUACUAAAAUUGAUAUUUCCAGUAUGAAAGUUCCAAAACACUUAACUGAUGCUUACUUCAAGAAGAAGAAGCUGCGCAAGCCCAAGCACCAGGAGGGAGAGAUUUUUGACACUGAGAAGGAAAAAUAUGCAGUGACACAGCAGCGCAAAGCAGAUCAAAAGUUUGUGGACUCACAGCUCCUGCCUCUUGUCAAGAAAGAGCCCCAACUUCGUGGAUACCUGCGCUCCCAAUUUUCUCUGUCAAAUGGAAUGUACCCACAUAAGCUGGUCUUCUAA